UAACACACACACUCACGCGCGCACACACAGACACUCUCCCGCGCGGAAGGCACGCUCCUCUUCAUUCCUUGCCGGAGAGCGCAGAGCAUGCGCAUGUUCCCCCGUUCGCCGUCGCCGCCGCUUCCGCGCGCGCUUUCCACGGAGGGUUUGGAGGGCUUGGAGGGCUGCUAGGGGUUGGUGGAGGUAGGGGCAGGAGAAUGAUGGACAGCAGGGCGCUCGAGCACCCGCCGCACGCCGCGUUCGGGGGCUCGCUGGGCGGCGGCGUGGUCGGCCUGGGCUUCCCCUACCAUCACCACCACCAUCAUCAUCACCAUCAGCUCGGACACCGACACGUGUAUGAGCUGCCCGGCCAUGCGCUACCCUCCGCCGCCGCCGCAGCAGCCGCGGCCGCGGCCGCCGCUGCCUCUGUGCCAUUCUCCAUAGACGGAUUACUGAACGGCUCGUGCUCAGUGGGCUCCGGGCCGCUGCUGGGGUCCGCCUGUGGGGAUGGACAGCAGUACAAGCUCUCCGACGCCGGCGACCCGGACAAGGAGAGCCCGGGAUGUAAGAGGAGGCGCACCCGCACCAACUUCACGGGCUGGCAGCUGGAGGAGCUGGAGAAGGCGUUCAGCGAGAGCCACUACCCGGACGUCUUCAUGCGCGAGGCGCUUGCGCUGCGCCUCGAUCUUGUUGAGUCACGUGUGCAGGUGUGGUUCCAGAACCGGAGGGCCAAGUGGCGUAAAAAAGAGAACACCAAGAAAGGACCUGGCCGGCCAGCGCACAACUCCCACCCGACCACGUGCAGCGGAGAGCCAAUGGACCCGGAGGAAAUCGCGCGGCGGGAGCUGCAGCGCCUGGAGAAAAAGAAGCGCAAGCAGGAGCGGAAGUUGUUACGCUCACAGAACAAGCUUUCCGCUGGGGAUCUCUUGCACACGCCCGGCUCGGACAGCGACAGCGGCGUUUCGCAGAGUACCGACAGCGAGGCCGCCCCGCACCCCGGCGCUCCGGCCCCGCGCAGCCCGCAGCACCACCAAAGACCCAGCGCCGCAUCGAGCCGGAGCGCGGACGCGGGAGACUCGCCUCGGACAUCGGACGGCGACGUCACACGUCCGUCUGCCUUCCACAAGCUCAGCCCGUUCAGCGUGGAGAGCCUGCUGGCCGACUCGAGCCCCCGGCGGAGACACGCGCUGGAUUUGCAGCUGCCUCCGACGCCCCAGAGACCCCUGGUGGGCAAGGGCCACUUCUUGCUGUAUCCCAUCACCCAACCUCUUGGGUUCAUAGUGCCACAGACUACAGCCAGAGCAGGCCACGGUGACGCAGGGGACUCUAGCCACCGGUGGCCCACUGAUGAUGACCAGACCAGCUUUCCUAACUCAGAUCCAAAUCAUGAGAACGGUGGUUCCAGUCCAAACGAAUCAAAGCCGGAUCCAUCCGAGGCUAAAUCCCCUCAAACAAAGCUCUCACAGGGAGGCCAGUCGCCUCAAGACCACAAAGACACAAGAACACACACUUCUGACACCAACACACACCAAGACAUGGACUGAAACUGACAGGUCAUGGAGCAUUCCCAAAGCUAAACUAAUCACAACAUUUUUUCUAAAAGCAGACUGAAUUUUGAAUUCCGUUUUUUAAAACGAAAAAAAAAAUCCCUAAAAACGGGAUAUUCUUCCUUCAGGUGGAUUACAGAUUUUUGUUCAGUUUUUGACUCACUGAACGGGCUUAGUGAUGUCUGCUAGCCUAACCUAGCCUGACUUUUCCUAAGGGGAAGGAAAAAACAACAUGAAAUCCUCAAACAUUGUACAAACGAUGAAUAUCAAAGAUAUUUAUAUAUGUAACGUUUUCAUAAAUAAAAAUUGUAUUGUAAAAGAAA
This is a messenger RNA of Astyanax mexicanus (Mexican tetra), 1849 nucleotides long. It is a transcript of the gene uncx4.1, whose product is annotated as Unc4.1 homeobox (C. elegans). Bases 198 to 1523 code for a protein of 441 amino acids. The record is from RefSeq and is a predicted model, not a curated record. Gene Ontology annotation, molecular function: DNA-binding transcription factor activity, RNA polymerase II-specific; sequence-specific double-stranded DNA binding. Gene Ontology annotation, biological process: regulation of DNA-templated transcription. The transcript has 3 exons. NCBI's taxonomy places the organism in Eukaryota, Metazoa, Chordata, Actinopteri, Characiformes, Acestrorhamphidae.